Haliotis rufescens (red abalone) is the source of this 5070-nucleotide messenger RNA. Its product is annotated as DNA replication ATP-dependent helicase/nuclease DNA2-like. Gene Ontology annotation, biological process: replication fork reversal. The record is from RefSeq and is a predicted model, not a curated record. NCBI's taxonomy places the organism in Eukaryota, Metazoa, Mollusca, Gastropoda, Lepetellida, Haliotidae. Gene Ontology annotation, molecular function: 5'-flap endonuclease activity; single-stranded DNA helicase activity. The coding region runs from base 154 to 4674 and encodes 1506 amino acids. The transcript is spliced from 31 exons. Gene Ontology annotation, cellular component: cytoplasm.
GGCAACGAUCAUAAAUGGCGGGGAAUUUGGUGUCAGGAUUGUCAACUGUAAACCUACAACAGGUGUCCUAGGAGAUGUGUCAGAUAGAGUGAUGAUGAUGUCUUGACAUUGGUCCAUGCAGUACAGAAAACACCACAGCUCACAGGGGUCACCAUGGUUAAAGCGGACAAGAAGAAGCAGGCACCUGAAGAUAAGCAAGAUGGAGACAAGCAGAGAUCAAUAUCGUCAUUCUUUGAGAAGAGCUCUGCACCUGGAGCUGACCAGAGGAAGCUGUUCUCCAGUGUGGGAUCUAAACUGUCCAUGAGGAAACCAUCCACUUCAGCUCAGCAAGGAAAACCGCUGUUCCCAACCACCCAGGAGAAACCAGCACUCUCAAUCCAACAACAGUCAGGGCCCGGCAAGUUUACCGGAGUUAAACAACAACAUGGUGCGAAUGACAAAAAGUGUGAAAUGGAACCAAGAAGUAUACCCGAAACUCAGUUCCUCUCACCUGACAAGUCAUGUGAUCCUGUUGCCAUGGUUACUGAGAGUCCCGACAUCAUGAUACCCGACACACCCGAGGAGGCCAAAAUGGGGAAGAUGAAGAAAAAGAUAUUCAUCAGUCGAAGCUUCCUCAGUGUCAAUAGCAACCCCAUCACCAGAGCCCCGCCGCCGAAAGUGGUGAAGAAACAUAAAUCUAUGUUGACUGGCAUGGUGUCCGUGUCUUUCAACAGUCCUGGUGACAACUCAGAUGAUGUGGCAAUAGAGAGAGGGUUAGUGAGGGAGGAUGCUGUUCUGGAUGCUCCAGGUGAUGACGGUUCCGAGGCACAGACCCCAACUAAAACAUACAAAUGUGAUCGUGUUAAACGGCUGGCAAAAUCUGGCAUAUCACCCUCAUCAAAACGAACUUUGUAUGCGGAUUCCGAUGUCAUGCAGGACAGAGACACUUGCUCAUUAGAAAACAGAGUUGCUCAUGCUUCAGACAUCAAGGGUAAGAGUAAACCCCUGCCUGAAUCUGUCCCAGAGAGGAAGACGAGGGUGGAGAGGAUUCUGUCCCACAUGAGUGCAGGCCGAGCUGUGGGAAGUGUGAGCCGGAAGCUGACCGACUACCAGCUAGGGGCAGCCCCCUCCUCCUCGGGGGUCUCAGAUGGUGGGGGUGACGAUGAGUUGCUGGGGGAGAUUCUGGGAGAGCUUGGAGCAAAGUCUGAGUCUCGGGCAGGUGGGGUCGCAGAGAAAUGUGUUCCUGGUGCUAACAUGUCAAGAACUAAACAGAGGAAGGUGUCACAAACACAUGUUGAUGUUGGUGCCAUGACUGAAGAGGAAUUAGAGCUGUUCCGUACUCUUGAUACUUCGUUUGAAGUUGACAAAGGGGAGACAACUCCCGAGUCGGAAUCUCCAAGUAUUAUUAUGCCAAGGAGAAAGAAGAAAGACAUCGACAAUGCUAGCAAAGCUCCUGUGAUGAACCUUCUUCUUUCUCAUCCUUCCAAGGUUAGCCACAGUGGAGGGUUAUCACAGGGGUCAGAGGUCAUGGAGGUCAAAGAGUCAUCACAAGGGUCAGAGGUCAUGGAGGUCAGGACUCCAUCGCCGACCUCAAGUCAAGAUCUGUGUGAAGAGCUGUCUCAUCUGUCACCUUUCAAAGAUGUCAAUCAGGAAAACUCCCCGAGGUUGCCAGAUCCUGGCUGUGCGGCUGACAGAUUUAACCGCUACAGGGUUUCAGCAGUGUCACAUGGAAGGGAGGAGGUUGUGCUGAAUCUGGAGAGUGUUGGUGGCGGUGACGAUGCAAGAGACAGUCAUAGAGAGGCAGAGCAGAAGUGUGUUCUGAAAGGCUUCUGGAUGGACAGUCAUGUGUCUGAGGGGGACAUUGUACAUGUCCUCGCUGAUUGCAGUGACGGUGUAUAUCACGUCACUGACAGGGCUGGGGUCAUUGUCGUGUGCCCCGACCUUCUGCUGUCAGGGACGUCCGUCGUCUCCGGAGUCUUCUGCAUGAGGAGGUCGGUGUUGAAUGAAAAGUUCAAGGGAAGUGAUGACAAGAGUAUUCACAUGUUGUUCGGGAGCAUCAUCCACUGCUUGUUUCAGCAGGUUGUGAAGCAGGGUCUGACUACGGAGAAACACAUGCUGGAGGUGGCCAAGUCUGUCAUGAAGCUGAACAAAUUCCUCCACGAAAUGUACAGUCAUGUGACCAAUGAAUCUGUGGUGCUGGAAGAAAUACACAAGUACAUUCCAACGCUCAAGAAAUGGGUGGAGAAAUACUCUGCUCUCACACCUCAGACCCUGGCAACAAACAGUUCCGACGUGAAGGUGGUGAAGGUCCAUGACAUCGAGGAGAACAUCUGGUCACCUCGAUUUGGUGUCAAGGGAAAGAUAGAUAUGACAGUACAAGUUGAGUUCCCCAAAGCAGCGAAGCAGAAGAAGAAAGUUCUUCCCCUGGAGCUGAAGACGGGAAGACCCACCUUCUCCAUCGAACACAAGGGCCAGGUGACGUUGUAUUCUAUGAUGAUGUCUGACCGUCGUGAGGAUCCAGAGGAAGGGCUAUUGCUGUACCUCAAGGAACCUGUCAUGACGAAAGUGGCUGUCAAGGGAGACAACAAGCGAGGUCUCCUACAACUGCGGAAUGAGCUGGCAUUCUACGUGAAACAACAGGUAACCAAGUCCGUGGAGGAUGGUCAUGUCACCUACCAGUACGGGCAUCUGCCCACGCCCAUCAACAGUCACCGGUCCUGCAGCAAAUGUCCACAGCUGCUCAACUGUGCCAUUUACCAGCGACAUGUUGAGGGUGUGAACCACGGCGCUGGUCAUGCGAUGGAGACGCUGGUGCCGGAGACUCUGGGGCACCUGCAGCAGCGGCACGUGGACUACUAUCUGCACUGGUGUGUGUGUCUGGAGAUGGAGAGUCGUGUUGCCAGGGGCAGCAACAUCACCGACAUCUGGUGCUGCAGCAGCCACGACAGAGAGAAGAAAGGAGACUGCUUGUCAGGAAUGGUGAUAAAACACACCAAGAUGGCGGAUGUUGCAGAAAGUCAGCGUUUUGCUGAGGGAGAGAGCUGUAUUGUGACAUUCAAGAGACACCCUAGUCAUCUCAGGCACUUUCCGGCACCUCUUCACACUCUCGGAUUCUCCAAGAACGACUCGGUGGCCAUCAGCUCUGAUGAUGGGCGUCUCCUUGUCCUCUCCUCCGGCUUUAUAUACAACAUCAGUGAAGGCACAGUGGACAUUGUUGUAGACAGGGGCGUCUUCCACGAGGACCCAGCACUGCGGAACAUCACCUACCGCCUCGACCGCUGUGACAACUUCAACACCCUUGGCUACCUCUUCACCAACCUCUCCCGACUGCUUACCAACCAACAUUCCAAGGAGAGGCUAAGAGAGCUGAUCAUAGACAAGAAGAAGCCCCAGUUCCAGCUGACAAUGUCCAAGGGCACCAUUGAGAAAGUGAAGCCCAUCUUCAAAUCUCUCAACAAGCCACAGAAGGCCGUCAUCCUCAAGAUACUGAUGAGCAAGGACUACGUGCUGAUCAAGGGCUACCCUGGUACAGGUAAGACCUCCACCAUCGUGGCCCUGGUCCGCAUCCUCAGCUGCCUCGGUCUCUCCGUCCUCCUGACCAGCUACACCCACUCCGCUGUCGACAACAUCCUGCUCAAACUCAAGAAGCUGAAUGUAAACUUUCUACGGCUGGGUCGUCUCGGCAGGAUCCACCCCGAUCUUCAUGACCACGCCGGGGAGGUCCUCACGUCCAAGAUAACCUCCGUCCAUGAGCUGCGCACAUUCUACGAGUCACAGAACAUAGUAGCCACCAGCUGCCUGGGUGUGAACCACCCUAUCUUCUCACAGCGCAGGUUUGACGUGUGCAUCGUGGACGAGGCGUCGCAGGUGCUGCAGCCAGCUUGUCUCGGACCUCUGUUUGCAGCAGACCGGUUUGUGCUGGUCGGGGACCCCAAGCAGCUGCCGCCAGUUGUACAGAGCAGGGAGGCCCGGGAACUGGGUAUGGGGGAGAGUCUGUUUGCUCGUCUUGAUGACGCUGGUGCAACCUUUGACCUGAACCUCCAGUACCGAAUGAACAAGACCAUCAUGCACCUGAGCAACGAGUUGAUGUACAGCGGUCUGCUGCAGUGUGGGAGCAGCGAGGUGGCCGACACCUGUCUGGUCCUGCCUGAACCCAGUGUCCACAGCCGACUUUGGCUUGACCGGGUCCUCACGUCCGAUCUGCAGCAUGCAGCCAUCUUCCUGGACACCAACAAGGUGCCGGCCCCAGAGUCGUCCGAUGGUAAGGGCAUGUUGAAGAACACCGUAGAGGCUGAGCUUGUCCUCAUCAUCGUGGCAUCACUGGUCCAGUGUGGCUUGUCCAUGGAGGACAUUGGAGUCAUUGCUCCCUACCGCCACCAGGUAAAGCUCCUGCAGCAGCUACUUCACCAGCGCCACCUAGUGGCAGUAGAGGCCAACACCGUCGACCAGUACCAGGGCCGAGACAAGAGCAUCAUCAUCAUGUCCUUCGUCCGCAGCAGCUCACAGAACAACAAGUCUGGAGAGCUGCUCCAAGACAUCCGGCGCCUGAACGUGGCCGUGACGCGAGCUAAACACAAACUGAUCCUAGUCGGGGAUGCCAGCACUCUGCGUCAGUUUGAUCCUCUCCUCAAAGUCAUCACGACCAUGGAACACGACAACCAAAUCCUUGCCUUGCCGCCUGAUGCACACGGGUGACAUGGAGUGCUGCUACGUGGUCGUGUUUGGGACAGUGAGCGUCAGCCGCAGUACCCUAGUGGUGCUGUCAUGGUGGUCCAUGCUGGUGCCCAAGUGGUGGUGGUGCCAUAGCAGUGUUGGUGCCAUAGCGAUGUUGGUGCCGUAGCGGUGGUGGUGCUGUAGCGGUUGUGGUGCCGUAGCGGUGUUGGUGCCGUAGCGUUGGUGGUGCCGUAGCGGUGUUGGUGUCAUGGCGGUGGUGAUCAGUGGUGCCCUCACCACUGUGGCACUAAGAGAACAGCCCUAAUGAUUUGUCACCAUAAAGUGCUACUGAUGGACAUAUCUACAGUAAAUAUGACAUUUGCUAUUCAAUACAUGAAAAUAUUUAUAUACACAAUUUUAAUAAAUUCUUAACUUGUA